CCAUGAGUUGAGUUUCUGGACAUAAAUCAGAUUGGAACACCAGGAGUGGCGGCCGUGCCGAUGUAAGUUGUUAGUUCCUGGUGAUUGACGCAGGAGUUCGUUCUGGGAGCCGUGCACUACUGGCGCCAAGAUGCUGUUCUCACUGCGGGAGCUGGUGCAGUGGCUGGGAUUUGCCACAUUUGAAAUGCUGCUGCACCUAGUUGCCUUCCUGGUAUUCUCUGUGCUGCUUGCUUUGAAGGUGGACAAUUUUGCAAAGUUGGACUGGUGGUACGUUUUCAUCCCACUCUUCACUGCUGAUGGGCUCAGCACCUACUUCACCGUGAUUGUGUCCAUCCGCCUUUUCCAGGAUGGGGAGAAACGUUUGGCAGUCAUGCGCCUCUUCUGGAUCCUGACUGUACUCAGCCUGAAGUUUGUCUUUGAGAUGCUGUUGUGCCAGAAACUGGAGGGGCAGAGCUCUCAGCUGUGGUAUGGCCUCAUCAUGUCGCCCGUCUUCAUUCUCCUCCAGCUGCUGAUGAUUCGAGCUUGUCGAGUCAACUGAGCCCUGAAACCUUUCACUCCACGCCUCCUAUUCAAGCUGUUGGAUGGCUAGACACACAGUCUGAUGAAUGUUGAUGUUUGGAGGGGGAAGAAGGGGUACAUUCAGUUUAAUAGAGCUCUCUUGUCUUGCUGCUGUCCUGCCAUUGCUGAGUUUUAAUGAAGCAGUGCAAACUGCAACAUGACCAACCUUGGAAUUCCAUGGCUGGCUUCAGGGAUGGAAAUGUCAGCAAGAUAGUGAAAGUAGAGACAAGAGGUUCUGUGUUUCACUGGUAACGUGCAGCUCGCAUAGGGGCUGUAGCAGUAUCCUGCCCCUCCGUUCCAAAAUCAAGGCCCUUAGAGAAGGGAGGAUGCAGUGGCCUGCAAGACCAUGACUGAUAUUCCAUCUCAACAUUUUAAUGUAUCAGUCAUUCACGUAGGUUACGCUAGCUGUGACCCAGGAAGUUGUGUUUGGGCAGUACUUAUUUAAAUUGCUCAAAGUGUGGUGAUAUUGUUGAGUUUUGAGCCCUAUGGUUUUCAGGGGAAUAUUUGUUCUAAUGAUUAGUGAGAAAAGCAAAGACAGCCUUUCAUUGCUGGUAAUAUUCUUGUUGGACCACAUGCGGCGCAAGGAUGCAGUAAAUAAAAUCAUAAUUGCAAUUAAUUAUAAAAAACAUUAACUUCCCAAUUCCUGUGUUUCUGUUUUGCCAAGUUAAUUGCUAAGCAACUUAUCCCUUCACUGUAAAAACAGGCAACCUGACUGAAUUUUAAUGUGUCUAAUGAAGCAUUUUACAAAUGGACAAUCUUAAACAAAGACCCAGUUUCAAACCUGGUGUUUAAACUUUUUCAAAUGAUGAACGUUAACUGAAUUUAAGAGGGACAUUUGAUGUUCUUGGGAGGUUCCUGGUGGUACUAUGAGUUCUGUGUUCUACAUUAUGUAAUUGUACCAGGUUUGUGAAAAAGUAUAAAAUUAAAUUUAUGCAGAUCUGCAUUAAA
Rhincodon typus (whale shark) is the source of this 1506-nucleotide messenger RNA. It is a transcript of the gene tmem203, whose product is annotated as transmembrane protein 203. The coding region runs from base 131 to 538 and encodes 135 amino acids. Gene Ontology annotation, biological process: intracellular calcium ion homeostasis. Gene Ontology annotation, cellular component: endoplasmic reticulum. NCBI's taxonomy places the organism in Eukaryota, Metazoa, Chordata, Chondrichthyes, Orectolobiformes, Rhincodontidae. The record is from RefSeq and is a predicted model, not a curated record. The transcript has a single exon.